UAUUUCUUCUGUCUCUUCAGGGAGACUUUGUGGCUCUCGUUAAACCGAGCCCAAGCUCUGUGAUCUCCGGAGAGGCUUCUGGUGACCUUGGUAGCUCCCAUUGAAUUUUUAGAGCCUUCUUCCUUCCUAAUUCUUUUUGCAUUCUGAAAGCGUCUUCCACCGAUCUGGCUGUGUUAACCCAUAAAGCUGCCUCUUGAAACAGGCACAGUAUGCUGUAACUCAGGGGAGGAAUGCAAAGUGCAUUUGCAUAAAGCAGUUAAUUUGCUAACGAACCCGAUGCACUCAGCUGCACAUGGGUCCUCGGCCUCGGUAUUUAUACGGCGUAACUGUUCUCUGAGGGAAAUACAUGCUGCUGCAGUGGCACAGGGUUUAGCAGACAGAAUCUGAGCAGAAACUGAACAAAGGGCUGUUCUCGAGGAGGAGGCUGGCGUGGAGAGCGCAGCCUGACAUUCGUGGGUUGGAAAGAGUGGAGUAACGCUUACUGGUUCCGUCAUGUGCCUUCCCAAGCUUUUUGAGGCAUCCCCUCCAGGGCUGCUUUAACAAAAGACCCCAGUGGUUAAAGUGUUUGUGUAACCCCGGGGCUCCACCGAGCUGCAGAUCCCGCGCUGCUCUGCAGUACAACGGCUCCUCUGUGCCGACAACUUCAGAGGACGUGAAUUUCCCUGCUUUAUUCCACACCAUCUGUUGUUCUUUGGGCCCGUCGCUGCUUGGAGAUGAGGGACAGCAGCAGACGGAAGGGUGAUGGCUGUGUGACCCGAGUAACACGCUGCCAAGCCAAGGGCUGGCAGGGAGAAUGGCUGAGAGUUGCUAUUAUAAAACUAAUGAUGCAUUACUAACUUUAUCCCCUGGCAAAUGAAACAGCUCAGAUAUUGGUGCAACAGUGAGAAGGAAGGUGUAGGAUGGGGUCAUGCUUUUCAGGGCAGAAACUUCCCCUUUCCUAUUUAAAGGAAGAGAAAAAGUUGUGCUGCUGGUGCGUGGUGUGAUGGCAGUGCGUGUCCUGGAAUAGACUUGCAGUGAGCAGGAGGAGCGGGCUUGAGUUGUUGCAUUUCCACCCGUUCCUAUGUGCUCAGUGCACACAUGCAGUACAGUCAUUUGGCCUUUCAGUGCAUCUGUGUCAGAUGGUGGCUUUUCUUAACAUUAAACAGCGAGGAUCUGUCACUGAGAAGCACCAAAGCCAAUUAGUGCUAGGAUGCAUCGCUGAGAGGGGGAUCAGCUUGUGCUUAUCUCUUUCCUGAUUUGAUUUUUUUUGAGAAAAAGCCAUAAUUGCAGUGGGGGAGUCGUGCAGGCAGGCUCAUCACGAGGCAGUCCUAUGUCCUACUGCACAGACUGCAUUGCCCAGCGUGAUCCCUGCCCUUUGAGAAGUGAGGUUGCUUGGGCUGAGGCUGAGAUGUGAGUGAAGGGGUGAAUGGUGGGGGUGUAGCGGGCAGCACUCAGCCCUCUUCAACUUUCCUGGUGCUCCAGUGGCUCUCGGCAGCCCGGUCUGGUGGUUGGCGACCCUGCACAUAGCAGGGGGGUUGGAACUAGAUGAGCACUGUGAUCUUUUUCAGUCCAGGCCUUUCGAUGAUUUCGAGUGCAGCAAAAGGCAAAUACAGCUUCUGCAGUGUGAGUAACCUGCAGAUCAGCACGCGGAGCAGUGCCUCGUGGUGGUGGGGGUGAUGUGCUUGCAGGGUUUUGUUUCCAGCUCUGGAUGGAGAGGAAUGGAGCAGUGGUCAGGCUCGUGGUGCAGCAUACAGCCACAGCCCUGGGCUGUGCAGGAGCUGCCGGCUCUUCACCUCAUUAAAUUUCUUCCACGCUGCAGCCCAUCGCUAGCACCAGGUGUGACAGCUUCAAAGACACCUAGAGAUCUUACAACACUGCAGGAGAAUGGAGAAAUUCCCUCCAGGAGGGAAGGGUAAGUGUGCAGCAUCCCUCCUCAGGCUGCAGCCCUGGAGGAGAGGAGGGAGAUAGUGGCAGCAGCUUCUCCCACCGCCACCCUUUCAUCUUUCAGCCCCUGCAUUGCUGCCCUUGUUGACGCCCCCACCCAAUGUAGAGUGAGCCCUGAUCUCGCUGCGGGUGGCAAAACUGCUGUGCUGUUUCCCCCCAUGGCUCUCGGAUGUCCGAUUGCCUGAGAGAUAGGUGAGGUGACAUUGUGCGCUAUCAGCAGAAAAAAGGCUGCUGGCUUCAGUGGCACAAUCCAGAGCUCUGAUGUGGAGACAAAGAAACAAACCUCGGUGUUGGGAGCUUGCCUGGCUUUAAGUGAUUUUGCAGUCCUGGGGGCUUGGACAGCAGCACUGGGCUGUGGCUGGAACAAAGUGUUCUGCAGGUCUGCUUUUUUCCUCUCUCUGAACACAAUGUGUGUAAACCCAGUCCUGAGGCCUCAAACAGGGCAACUGCUCUGCUUUUAUUGUGCAUCCCGGAUUCCAUAAUGCAGUGCAGGACGGGGUGAGGAUGGGCACGUUGUUCCCAAACCGCAGAUGUAGCACCAGAGGCAGCGGGAGGGAUCCCAGGAGCUCCCCUUGAACAGCUGGCUGCCUCUUGUGUGAUGCUGGGUAAGCAGUUACUUGGAAGCACAUCUGACUCUGCAGGCUUUCUUCCCCUUAGAGAAAGGGCAGGGCAAAGGGCUGAGCUCAGCUCUUGACCUUUGGUCACAUCCAGAGUGCUUAAGAUCCUUUUCAGUGAUGAGGACCUUGCGCCUUCUCCUUCCUGCAUCACAUGAGCUGGGUUCUCUCUUGGUUAUUUCUCCCUGCUGUCCUGAGAAGGACUGUGGCAAAGGAAUGUGGACAAAGGAUGAAUGUGGCAAAGGAUGAAUUCCCAAUUUGUUGUAGCUUGUAGGGGGAAGCCUGGGCUGGUGUGGAGACAAACAUAUCAACCUCGUACGUUGUGUUCUCCUUUUGAUUUGUUCUUCCUGUUCUCCUACCCAAACACUGGCCAGCUGGGCUCUGCUUUGUAAAGGUGCCUUCCAUUCCCACACUGAGCUUUGUUUGUCGGCACGGAGCCCACACACUGACUGCCAUGAUCCCUCUGCAGAGAGGCAGGCUGCUGUGACCUGGGGCUGGGCAGAGCUGUCGGGGUGACAGUCCCUAUGUGGAGCAGGAGGGUGGCAUCCCAUGUUGACUGUCUCAUGACCGGAAAGUCACUGAGCAUUGGGAGACAGCGAGGAGCCUGAGGGCAGGCUUGGAUAGCUCUUAUCACCAUGGCUUUUAUGGUGCAGGGCUAGUUUUUAAUCGCUGUCACUCGUAAGAUUCUCUUGUCCCAGUUUAUCCGUGUGUGUUUGGACCCGAGACGAACUCGCAGCCCUUUUCUGGCUCACCUUGGGUUAGGACAGAGCCUGACAGUUUAAUUACUUCCCUAUGAUAGACGGAUGGGGCUAACGGGGGACGAGAGCUGGAGGGACCACUUCUGAGUCAGUGUGCAUCUCACAGGAGAUCAGUGCGUUUUGCAAGGGAAGAGAAAGAUUAUACACUUGACCCUUGGCUGCCCUAAACACGUAAACUGGCUCUGGGGGGCGGGGGUGGAAGAGCAGGAGUGGUGAUGCCAGAAAAAUUCCCUUUGGGAACCCCUGGGCUUUGGUGAGUUCCGCUGCCACAUGACCCUGAGAAAUGGUGCGGUGGUGGGGAAGCACAAUGAGAGGUGCUGGUGGCUCUCCACAACUGACAGUGGCACUGAUUUCAUGGAUACCACAGUCCCAAGGGUGUGAAUGAAGCAUCUCGUAGGGCAGUUGUGUGUCAGUUCUCAGGCAGAUCAGGGCUAGAAUUCAGGAAAACUGGGCUGAGAGGACUUUUUGUCGAUGACGUAGUUCUGCCUGGUUCCUUGAGGCAGGAUGAAUUAAGUCUAAACCUGCAUACGUGAUGCUUUUUAAAGCAGCUUGUAUCCAGAAAAAGGCCUGGGAAGGAGAAAAUAGCUCACUGUGUGGCCAGCUCUCUCCAGUGGAGCCGCAUCCUAUAGUAUGCAGCUAUUCCUGGUUGCCCUAGAAAUAGGACUUUGUCCUGUUCAGCACCUCAAAUUUUGCCUUUUGCUCUCAGCUCCACCCAGUGUAGUAGGCUGUGUUUGUGUGUGAUGGGACAGAAGUGCUGGUAUACUGCUGAGCAUCCCCUGCCGUUGCUGAGUUUCAGAGCAGCUUAAAUCUGCAGCAGGAGGCUUCGUAGUAUUUAAUAUCGUGUUAGCAGAGCUCUGGAUCUCUAGUGCUAUAGAUACCUGGUCCCAAAUCUGAGCCCUGUCAUCUUGCAGCUUCUUGUAGCUCUGACUCUGUUUAGUCUGGGUUUGAUUUUUACUUAUCUUAUUGACAGUGUGUGUACUGGGAGGGAGAGUGAAGCAGGUGCUUAGGGAGCUGGGGGAGUUUCCUGGUUGAAUGCAUAAAUAGUUCCAAACAGAAGUAACCUUGGCUAUGGGCUGAGGAUGGAAGUGAGAAAAGCGGAUAUUGGAUGCUUUGAUGAUGGAGGUGAGAGGGAGUAUACAUUUCCCAGGAAUGAGAAGUACCCAGUGUUCUAUCAUGAAACAAACAGCUCAAGCAUCUACGUCGGGGGAGAGGGAGUACUUUACUACUAUAACUUUGCAACCUCUGAGACCUACCCGGUAGAGUUCCCUGUGGAAAAUGGAGCACAGUGUUUGAAGCCUGGGAGCCCGGAGGACAAUAAAAACUUUAUCACCUUAAUAGCAAAGCAUGGAAGUGAGAUGUUAGUGUGUGGGACUGGCGCUUGCAAUCCCACCUGCUGGCACUUGACAGAGAAGAAGAAGGAUGCUCCUCAGGAUGGCAGAGGUCUUGCUCCUUUCACUCCUGAUACAAAUUCCCUCGUCAUCGUUGACUAUCCUAACAUCUACUCUACCAUCAAGAAAAGCCAGCAGAAUGGCAAGAUUCCCCGCUUCCGACGAGUGAAAGGGGAUGGAGAACUCUACACAAGUGACACAGUGAUGCAAAACCCUCAAUUUGUCAAAGCCACCACAUUAAAGCAUGAAGAUUCUUACCAGGACAAGAUUUACUACUUCUUCCGUGAAGACAAUCCAGAUAAGAGUCCUGAGGCACCCAGAAACAUUUCCCGAGUGGCCCAGCUGUGUAAGGAAGACAAAGGUGGAACCAGUUCACUCUCUGCUUCCAAGUGGACCACCUUCCUGAAGGCCAGCUUGAUUUGUGUCGACCCGGCCACCAAGGGCAACUUCAACUGGCUGCAGGAUGUCUUCUUUGUCAAUGCAAGUGACUGGAGGGACUCCAAAGUCUAUGGACUCUUCACAAACACCUGGGGAAGCUCUGCUGUUUGUGUCUAUUCUUUUGGGGACAUUGACAACGUGUUUCGGACAUCCAAGCUCAAAGGCUAUGAUGGUCCUGACCCGGAGAUCAAGCCUGGGCAGUGUGUUCCCUUUAGACAGCACACCCCAAGUGAGACCUUCAAGAUAGCUGACAGCCACCCAGAGGUAGAGAAUCGAGUGGAGCCCCUCGCACCCACCAGGAGCCCCUUAUUUCACAACAAGCACCGCUACCAGAAGAUUGGGGUGCACGAGGUCUCUGCAAGCGAUGGACACCAAUACACAGUGCUUUAUCUGGCAACAGACAGGGGGUCCAUCCACAAGGUAGUAGAGCUGCCAGGGGGAGUGCAUAACAUCAUGGAGCUCCAGGUCUUCUCAAAGAAGGACCCGAUCCAGUCCAUGAUCCUGGACCACGAGAGGGCGAUGCUGUACGUGGGCUCGAGCAGGAAAGUGGUGGAGAUAGCCAUGGAUAUGUGUGGGGUGUACCACAACAACUGCCAGAGCUGCCUGCUGGCGAGGGACCCCUACUGUGGGUGGGCCGACGGGCGCUGUCAGUCCAUCUAUCGCAACCGGGAGGUGCGUCAGAACCUGAACCUGGAGCCGUGGCAAGGAAAGUGCCAGAAUGGUGAAGUUAAGGAAGCAGACAGCUACCAGAACGUCACCGUCGUCCCUGUCGUCCCUUUCUCUCGCUACUACCUCAACUGUCCCGUCGAGUCCCACUAUGCCACCUACAACUGGUACCACAACAACACCCUCAUCAAGACCUGCAACAACACCCACCCGCAGCCGGACUGCUUCUACUUCAUCCAGAACGUGAGCCACACUCACUACGGCCGCUACAUCUGCGUCUCGGAGGAGGAUGGCUUCAGGCAGGCUCUGGUGAAGGAGCACCUGGUGAACCAGCUCAGGUUCAUGUCUCAGAAGGGUCAGGCCACCAUGACUCUUGCAUCCUGGCUGCAGCUGCUGCUCAUGGUGGUGUUGGUGGAGCUCUUCCACUGAGCACGACACGGCCGCCUUCCCAGCUGCUGCCACUCUUCCUGCACUUAACGUGAGGCCAGACCCUUGCUCUCGGUCACUCCUUGGGCACUAACCUUUGACUGUCCCCAGCAGGGUCCCGGCUCUGUGGGCAGCAACUCUUCCAUCUUCGGAGUCGGUGUGAGGAAGAGGCAGCUACAGGGCCACAUGGAGCAGGGCUUGGGGCCAGGAGUGUCCUGUCCCAAGGGGGACAUUCACUGUACCCAUAGGACUUCAGCCUGCCCCAGGCACACGCCGGUAGCUCCGUAUUGGUGGUCCUGAGCACGCACCAGGUGCAGACUUUGUUCAGGAGACUAUGCAGAUGUGCAUGCACUGAUCCUCAGGGCACGACGGCUCCUCUCUUUGGGAACGUGCAUGUGAUGAAGAGGAGGAGCCAGCCCUUGGCCUUUCGAACUGGUUGGCCUGCGCUUCUCUCCAGGGUGUUAGUGGCUAACAACAAGCUGAAGUGGCGAGCAGCUGGGAUCUCCCAGUGUCACUUGUGGGUCCCGUUCUGCUCUGGAAGGGUUUUGUUGGUUGUUCAGAGGGCUGUGAUGUGGGAGAGCGACCGGGAGCUAGCACUGACAAACUGCAGGGAAGGGCAGGCACAAAGUUAGCGUUUUGCAUGGAUAAGACUUGGAGGAUGACUUAGCUAUAGAUUCGGGGUGUGGGGGAGGACAGACCAAAGGGCCCUAAGAUUUCCUAGAGACUGGAAGGAGAGGUGGAAGCCCCAGGAGGCCCUGGGGAGACGUUAAACGCACAAAUCCGUGCAGGCAGCUAGGGGCAUCGCUCUGCGGACAGCCCUGCUCCCAGUGCCCCUUUCCCCUUGGGGAGGGACUGGGCUUCCUCAGGGAAAGAGGAGCCAGGCUGUGGGUCUCAGGGCUUGGCGACCGCUUCCACCCCUGGGUGCUGCAUGAUGAGACAGGGGAGGGCCAGCACCCCCCCGCCCUGGGCUCUGAGGCCUCCAAGCAAGAUUAAACUGUGAAAUAUGGGAUAUUGUCCCUGUGCCUAGGCACAGAGGGUGAUCCCACACCUUGUCCGAGCCCUCCCCUGCCCUAUGGACUGCUGGAAUCCCCCCAGCCUGGUGGGCAGAGUGCUGGGCAGGCUGUGCCGCCAGCUGAGCCCUGGGGUCUUUGGGCAAAGUGUGUGGGGGGGUGUAGGCAGAGCAGAGCUUCCUACAGCACUACGUUCCCACACGACCCCCAGAGCCUAGCAUAGAGCUUCUUACAUCUCUUCUCAAAGCACUUUAACUUUGUCAACUAACAAAUAACCUAUUUAUUAUCAACGAGCAAUUGCUGUACUUGUCUAAUUUUCUAGCGUGAGAGAAAGCGGGCUCAGAGUAGAGAAAGGAGGGAAAUAAAACAGCUACCAAAAAAAAACAAAACCCUUUCCAAGCUGUGACCAAAGUGAGAAUGUGAUCAUUGAAAUAAAGAGUGGAUGAGAGCA
This is a messenger RNA of Meleagris gallopavo (turkey), 7674 nucleotides long. Lineage: Eukaryota; Metazoa; Chordata; Aves; Galliformes; Phasianidae. The record is from RefSeq and is a predicted model, not a curated record.